This is a messenger RNA of Protopolystoma xenopodis, 630 nucleotides long. The record is from the annotation of a GenBank genome assembly. Lineage: Eukaryota; Metazoa; Platyhelminthes; Monogenea; Polystomatidea; Polystomatidae.
UUAUCGAUUGUACACUUUAUAGAUUCAGAACGCUUCCAGAAUACAAAUAGCUGGAAGCCCUACAUAUCUGCUUAUAUCCAUCUGACCACAAGCCCUGUUUCGCAAUCACAAGUUCCUCUCUACUCAUCUUCUGGUCCAGCCUCGGUUCGGUCGGACUGUUUGGCAGCUGGCCUCCGAAACGUCGAACCAGCCAGCCCUGCGUAUCCUAGCGCCCGCAAUUUCCGCCGUGUUUUAAACGGCUCAACCUUCAGUCCCCGAACUAACGCACCUGUACAUUUGCGUCCAGCCCUUGCGCCUUCAGCAAACCGAGAGACGAGUCUUUCUCGUCGGUGGCUGCGCACCACCUGCGUUCUACCCGUCCGAGCUGAUGCGAGCCCAAGAGUCUCGGGUGUGGAUACUGCUGCUUGUCCUGGGGGUGACAUCUUGAGGCCUAAGCAGUCCUUUCGAAAGAAUUGGUUGCGUUCGAGCGUGAUGACGAUACCUACAGAUGCAGUAGGCCCUACUUCAAGCCAGUUGGAUACAGCUGGAUCUUCCGGAUCGAUGUCGGCCAGGAUAGGGCUGGGGAGUCGAUGUGAACGAGCCGGUCCACUCAGGGCGGUGCCAGUAAGUCGUAACAGGUUUAGACGCUAA